AAAUCGUGGCAUUUCGUGCUUUUCCUGAGAUUCAAGUUCACUCUAGAAGUACGAUCGAUCGGUGGGAGCGCCUACGUCGUGGACAUGGGCAACGUUCGAAGUUUUGCCUUGCCAGGUCUCUUGUAGUUGAACGUUGACCACUGUCACACUCGGUUUCUAUGAAGCUUUACGCUUCCUCUGUAAAACGAGAAGUGCAAAACCCGUGCCUGUUUACUUUCUUUUCAACUUAAAUAAUGGAUGUGGCCUCCACACCUCCCAUCCGAGACGAAUCGAAGGAUGUAUCCAUCCCUCAGGAAGCCCUCUCCCGAACACCUUCUGCCACAUUGGAGGGGAAUGUUACGUUCAGGUUUAGACCAUUCUCAGGAAUCUAUAACGACAUACGAGCCAGAGCGCCAUACUACCUCAGCGAUUGGAUAGAUGCAUGGAACUAUAGAGUGAUACCUGCCAUUGUAUUAAUCUUCUUUGCAAAUGUCCUUCCUGGUAUUGCCUUCUCCUUAGACCUUAUCGAGACCACACAACAAUAUGGUGUGGCUGAAGUCCUCCUGUCAUCAUUUAUGGCUGCCUUCAUAUUCUCAAUCUUCGGCGCUCAGCCACUUUGCAUCGCCGGCGUCACAGGUCCCAUCACGGUCCUCAACAAGACUAUAUUCGAUAUCAUAGAGGGUCAAUCAGACGCACCUGAUUACCUACAGUUCAUAGGCUGGGUGUACCUUUGGGGAGCGAUUCUUCAUUGGAUUACGGCCGCCUUGAACUGGUGCAAUUUUCUUAGAUACGUUACGCUUUUCUCAUGCGAUACAUUUGGGUUCUAUGUCUCAUGGGUGUACCUUCAAUAUGGCGUCCAAGUCAUCACACGCCAAUUCCCUGGACCCUCAUCCUCCGCAUCUUCUCAGACGCUUGAUGGUGCCUUUGUGGGGAUUAUCUUAGCCUUGCUCAUGCUAGUAACUUCCUACCUUUUCAGGACGGCGUCCCGUUCGUCAUUGUUCCAUCGACAUGUUCGCCGGUUUCUUGCGGACUACGGCAUGCCAAUCUCAUUGAUAGCUUCGUCUGCCAUGGCAUAUUGGGGACGUUUCAAUCAUGCCAAUCCUAACACGUUGCCUGUAGGCCGUGCAUUCCAACCGGCUGGCGGUCGAAGCUGGCUAGUAAAGUUUUGGCAGUUGGAUGGGAAGUGGGUUGGUAUCGCAUUUCCGUUCGGUUUUGCCCUCUGGGUGCUGUUUUUCUUCGACCAUAACGUUUCGUCCCUCAUGGCACAAGGCUCCGAUUUUCCUCUACGAAAACCACCAGGGUUUCAUUAUGACUUCUUCCUCCUCGGGAUCACUACGUUCAUCGCUGGACUUCUGGGUAUUCCUGCUCCCAACGGCCUAAUUCCUCAAGCACCGAUACAUACGACCUCACUGCUUGUGAUGGGGAAGACAUCGAAGAAAGACAUUGAAAGGGCGUUGGCUCUCGCAUCUAACUCUGCUACUGAUCCACAAGGCUCAGGUAGUAUCAAGGUGACCACGUCAGUCGAGGAUAAUCCCGACGGUAUCUCUCGAAUCCACACGCGCCGAUCGCACCUUCAUAUGCCCCAUAUAGCAGAGAAGCUGGAGCCAGAUCCAACUCAGUCCCAUGAUGGUCAAGGGGAUGAACGGAGACAUGAAGUUCCAGUCGCGGUGGUAGAGCAACGAGUGUCAAACUUAGCGCAAGGCUCUCUAUGCCUUGUGUUGCUUACUGGACCGUUCUUACAUGUCCUCAGCCUCAUCCCCAGAGGAGUGUUAGCUGGCCUCUUCUGGUAUAUGGGUGCAGAUGCUCUGGAGGGCAACGGUAUCACUCGCAAGCUAUUGUACUUCCUACGUGACAAAGCGCUUACACCAGCGGAUGAGCCUCUGCGUAAGGUUCGCAGGUCUCGAAUCCUUCUAUUUGUGGCCGUCCAACUUGCUGGCUUCGGGGCUACUAUGGCAGUCACACAGACAAUCGCUGCCAUCGGUUUCCCUAUCAUCAUCCUACUUUUGGUACCACUCAGAACGUUUGUAGUCCCUCGCCUUCCCUUUACUGAGGAGGAACUGAGUAUUCUCGACGGGCCAACGGCAUCUCCUUUUACCAUGGAGUCUGUUGGAGGCAGUAUAUAGACAAACCUCUGAUACAUUGCGUUUCUUACGUACCAUUCACAUCCUGACGAUUCUGAAUAUUUAGGCCGCACUGUUCGAGUGAUAUCGGGGUACUCGUGAUACUGCGCAAGAGAACGGAGGUAUCCUCAUCGCGCUUCUUGGCAUCUUUGAAGUCGGAGAACCCCGUGUUUUGCGAUCGUACGGUGUAUUCCGCCUGCACUGAUCUUACGCCUGCAAGGCGAGGUCCUCCAGCUUCAUUGCUACCGUUGGUAUCUCCUCCACCCACCAACGUGUCGGUAGUGUCGUUACGCUCUUGUACUGCGGCGCUCGAUAAGGUGUUUGGAAUCAUGAUGCUGACU
This is a messenger RNA of Somion occarium, 2440 nucleotides long. The record is from the annotation of a GenBank genome assembly. NCBI's taxonomy places the organism in Eukaryota, Fungi, Basidiomycota, Agaricomycetes, Polyporales, Cerrenaceae.